This is a messenger RNA of Labrus bergylta (ballan wrasse), 5304 nucleotides long. RefSeq lists its product as uncharacterized. Lineage: Eukaryota; Metazoa; Chordata; Actinopteri; Labriformes; Labridae. The record is from RefSeq and is a predicted model, not a curated record. Gene Ontology annotation, molecular function: protein binding.
CUGUACCUAUGGGCUGUACUCAAAUACCUGCGUUGGGCGGAGCUUCAGAUGCAGUCUGACAGAAACAAACAGCUCCCCGACCUUUGAAACCAGCAGGGAGGGAGACAGAAAGCGGGACAGGUUUGGAUCAGAAUGGCCACAGAUUUGACCCAGGACACGGUGCUUCAGUUCCUCCGGAGCGGCGGGGGCUCGGUGAAAAACGCGGACCUGCUUCUGCACUUCAGAAACUUUAUCCGGGAUAAUCCGGACCGGGUCCGUCUCCGGGAUCUCUUUAAAAAGUAUGUCAACACCUUGGCCACGGUCCAGCAGCUUGACGGCGUCUCCUAUGUGGUUCUCAGGAGGAAAUUCAAAGGAAGGGUCCCGGGCGGAGGGGACGGGGGCUCCUCCGGGCCUCCGCCGCUCUCCCCCGGGAUGAAGGGAGAGCCUUCCCCGGGUAACGCGCGUGUGAGCCCGGCUGUCAGCGCGGAGAAGCCUCGGCAGAAACCUCAGCUCAGUGAGGUAACAGUCUCCGCCCCGACGGGAGUAACCGCCACGAAAACAAUCCUACCUGCAGCUGGGAUCAUGCUGAACAACAACAACAAUGUGGAAACUAAUUUAAAUCUAAAACAGCAACCGGAAAUCAACAAAGCUGUUUAUUAUGUUGCACCAACAGCAGAUCAGACCCCCAGGAGUUUACAGCCUUCUGGCCCAGAACAGAGCUCUAAAAUCGGACAGAAUAUGGGUUUUGGCCCUGCGUUUCCUGUGAUUACACCUGUGAUCUCUACAGUCAGACAUCAGGGAGAAACCAGACAGCAAAUACCGGUCAAAGAACCUCUCAGAGGGAGAGAGGCAGAACCAAAGACCCCCAACUUCUCAGAGCCUAAUGCCCAAGAUUGGAGCAGUAAAGUGGGGCAACAGAAGGUUGGUUUUGGCCCCCUAGAUUCUAGGAUAAAACCUGUAACUUCUGCAGUCAGACAUCACCAAGAAACUAUCCCUGUACGAGAACCUCUCAGAGGGAGGGAGCCUGAAAGAGGUCUUCAUGAGGAGCCCCCAACUCAUCGAGAGCCUCCUCUUCAUCAGGGGCCUCCUCCUCAACAGAAGCGUCUUCUUAAUCAGGAGCCUCCUCUUCAUCAGGAGCCUCCUCCUCAACAGAAGCGUCUUCUUCAUCAGGAGCCUCCUCUUCAUCAGGAGCCUCCUCUUCAUCAGGGGCCUCCUCCUCAACAGAAGCGUCUUCUUAAUCAGGAGCCUCCUCUUCAUCAGGAGCCUCCUCUUCAUCGAGAGCCUCCUCUUCAUCAGGGGCCUCCUCCUCAACAGAAGCGUCUUCUUCAUCAGGAGCCUCCUCUUCAUCAGGAGCCUCCUCUUCAUCAGGAGCCUCCUCCUCAACAGAAGCGUCUUCUUCAUCAGGAGCCUCCUCUUCAUCAGGAGCGUCUUCUUCAUAAGGAGCCUCCUCUUCAUCAGGGGCCUCCUCCUCAACAGAAGCAUCUUCUUCAUCAGGAGCCUCCUCUUCAUCAGGGGCCUCCUCCUCAACAGAAGCGUCUUCUUCAUCAGGGGCCUCCUCCUCAACAGAAGCGUCUUCUUCAUCAAGAGCCUCCUCUUCAUCAGGAGCCUCCUCCUCUUCAUCAGGAGCCUCCUCCUCAACAGAAGCGUCUUCUUCAUCAGGAGCCUCCUCUUCAUCAGGAGCCUCCUCCUCUUCAUCAGGAGUCUCCUCCUCAACAGGUCAAUCUUAACGCUCAGGUCGUCCGACGCCACCACAGACACAGAAAGAGCUACAAAUCUGCUGUAUCUUAUGACGAAGAUGAAGCGGACGAGGAAGAAGAGGAGGUACCAGUUAGGCGAUGUUCAGCAGGAGGAGAGUGGCCCCUGAGCGUUCCUCUGGGGGACACGGCCAGGGCCUUCUCCGCCUCUUCACCGUGCAUCAUAGACGUUCCUUCUAUCGUCUCCUCCUCUUCAUCAGAUAAAACGCUCCCAAAGAUUUACAUCCAGGAUGUGGAGGAGGAAAAGCUGCCCCCUAGAGGAGGCCCAGGCUGGAGCAUGGAUUCAGGGGCGGGGCCGAGAGGACAGUGGUCGGGGCCGGCUCUGGAGAAUGAGACCACCAGACGCAGCUUGCCCCUGGAAUCAGAUCGCUAUAUGCCAUCACCUGAGAUAGCGCCACACUACAAUGUUGACGCCGACCGCCAUUUCUCGCAGUCUGCAGCAGUGCAGCUGCAACAGCGUCAGGGGGCGGAGCAAAGCCACAAAGGGUCAUUGUCAUCAAGCACUAGCAUUAUCUACUCGCCCUCAUCUGACUCAGGCCUCUCCAUUAGAGACUGGCCAAUGUCUAGCUCCCCCAGGGGAUCGGGGUGGAACAGCAGCUUAGAAGAUCUACAUGUAAGAACAGGCAACACCAGGGGUGAUUUUCAAAUCCAGGAAGUUCUCCAGCGAGCCCAAAAGAGCAAAGAUGAGCCUUCAGCGUUAUAUGGCGUCAAUAAAAUUCAGGCACCCUGGCACCACUCUGCAGGACAUCUCCAUGACGACCAAGAACCCAAAGCUCAUUUCUCCCAUUUCUAUCACUCCAAUGAUCAACUUCAUGACAACCAGUCUGCAGCCCGUGUGAUGCCAAAGCACCUCUCCACAGGUGAUCUCUUCGACGACGACCACCACCAAGAGGCGGCGAUAAGCGAUGGCUCCACCUCUUCACCCCCCAUGCGGCAGCACUCGGGGGUCCCCAGGCGGCUCAGCAGUCAUCUGAGGAGCCGGAUGUGCCGCAGCAUGGGGGCCGACCUCGACCAGCUCAUGCAGGAGGAGAUGCGGGGAGGAGGAGGGGGGGGAGGCAGUGAGGCGGCUCGUCUGAACCGCCUCCACAUGAUCUCCUCCUCGCUCAGCCUUCAUUACGACGUGUCCUCGUCCUCGCUGUCGUCCUGUUCAACGCCGCCUCGCAGCCACAGCCUCGCCAACCUGACAGAAGGGAUGGAGGGGAGAAAGAGCCUCCCCGUUUCCUCCUCGACUGCUCCACCUGAAGGCUCCAGUAGACAGUCACAGAUUCCUCUGGAGUCCAGGGAGCACGACUGGUUGGUGAAGGGGGCGGCGGGGGCGUGGCCUGACAUCUACUCUCUGUUUAGAGACGACUCGUCUCUGCUCAACAGACGAGACUUCAUCUCCGGCUUCACUGUGCUGCACUGGAUCGCCAAACACGGAGAUCACCGAGUUCUCAACACGUUAUGGUAUGGAGUCCAAAAGGCAGGUUUGUCCUUCGACAUAAACGCCAGGUCCACAUGUGGCCACACCCCUCUCCACAUUGCCGCCAUGCACGGCCACAAGAACAUCAUCCGCCUGCUGGUCAGCAAGUUCGGCGCACACUUGAAGCUGAGGGACACAGCGGGAAAGAAGCCCUGGCAGUACUUGAGCCGCACGUCGUCACCCGAAGUGUUCCAGCUGCUGGGAGCUCCACCGCGGGCUGCUUUGGGUGGAGGAGACGUAGAAGGAGGAGGAGGAGGAGGAGGAGGAGGAGGAGGAGGAGUCAAGAGGGUGGAGUCUAUGUGGAAGCAUGGGAAGCACCAGCGUCGACGGCAGAAGCAUCACCUCUCCUCUGCUUCAUCAGCAGGGAGGCCUCUGGACAUCUCAGCCAAGGUCAAAAGGUCGUCGUCCAUCGCUGCGUUCCUCAAACACAAGUCGCUGCGACACUUUCACGGACAUCAGUCGGACUCGUCCAUUUAAAACCCACAGCUGAUCUCUUAUCUGAUAGAACUCUUAUUUCAAAGUGUUAAACUAUAGACUUAAUAAACAUGGCUACAGUCUCGGUGACAUCACCCAUUGGUUACUGAAGUGGGCUUUUUGAAGCCUAUUGAUUACGGACAGCAUAUUUGAAAUGCAGCAAUUUUUUCGACCAGGCUGUAAACAUGUUUUUUCUGCUUUUAAAAAUUGGCUUUUUGAAUUUGACGACCAGGGCUUUUAGCCAGCCUCAAGUGGACACUGGAGGAACCGCAGUCUGGAGUGGCAGCUUGGUUAAAACUCUCUAUAUCUACCGACCACUCCACUGAACCUCUGUUUGUUUACUGGCUGGUUUUAGAAACACAAACAAAGUGUAAGGUGGAGUUAAAGUUUGUAUACUAUAUGUUUGCAAAGAUCCUCCAUAAAAAAAUAAUUAACUGGAUAACUUGUGGUGUUUUCACACGCACAAAAAUUCCUGAAAUUCCCAGGCUGCAUAAGUGAACACAAACAAACCAAGUUUUCUUUACCGUAUCGCAUGUAUAUCCUGCGACCAGUGAGCAAUCAUCGUGCACGUGAUGAAGCAGCCUCAUACUCCUUCCUGCUUGCCAGAAUGUUUUUUUCCACUCUUGGUUGGUUAUGUGGACACAUCCAAUUACAUGUCGAAUAGAUAUAAAGGCAAGAUAUUGUUAAAACAUCAGAGUUUACCUCCCAUCUAGGACAUCAUGUAAUCAUUAUGACGCAGAGUCUUUUUCAUGGUUUUCCUCCUGCAGGGAUUUUCUAAGAUUUUUAGGCAUGCAUGUGUGCUGUGAGCUUUAGAUUUUAAAGGCAUGAUCUCAAAGAUAUUCAGUUAAAUAGCCUGAUAAGUUUAUAUAUUUUGACAUAUAUGUUGGUAGCAGAAUCACAACAGUCAGGUUGGAACUAUGAUUCAUCAAAUACUCAAAUGCUGUCAGUGAGAAUAUAGACAUGGAGCAGGUUUAACAGGAUUCACUUUAGGAUCUGGUUCUUAAUUCAGAACAAAGCUGCUUCCACCUCCACUUUCAACAGUUUUGACUCAACCUGAAAGUGUCCUCGCAACUUCUUCUUUUGAGCAAAUAUUCUGAGCUGUUAGAGAAACAAAACCUUCCACUCAACAAGGAUUACAUUUCAAGAGAACGAAGGCAACUUUCUCACAGUUCACUGCCUUUUUGACAGCAGUGAACUUUUGAGCUGGCUACUUUGUCGAGUUCAGUUUUGAUCUUCUGCUGGAUGCUUGGUUAACCCGGCCUGUAUACUGUCCAGAGCCUCUUGACCAGCGAGUGUGUGGUCUUCUGGCUUUAAAAAGAUUACAAGAGGAAUUUCAGUCCCGUCAGUCCAAAGCCUUGAGCGCAGUACAAAUAAAUGCCUCAGAAUUCAGAGAGUGUAUCUCAAAAGGCUUCAGAGUGAGACGUUUCUCAAAGCGAGAGGUUUGAAUUGCAGCACUUUGCAGAGUGCGUUCAGGUUUCACAGUGAUCGUCUGAUGUCAUUGUUGUUGGAGAGAAAAAAAAAAAAAGGAACAAGGUCAAAGUUUAUGAGCCGCAGGAACAAAGAGCUUCAGUUUCAGUCUGCCGCUGUGAUUUACUGACACACUGAGAUGAUACUGCAGCUUGUUAACAACUGAAC